Molecule: messenger RNA, 3393 nt
Organism: Mizuhopecten yessoensis (Yesso scallop)
Lineage: Eukaryota; Metazoa; Mollusca; Bivalvia; Pectinida; Pectinidae
Exons: 7
Coding region: 183-3371 (1062 amino acids)
Molecular function (GO): protein binding
Source: RefSeq, a predicted model, not a curated record
ACCUGUCAUUGGUCAAAACAGCACACGUGACCGCGGGACUUUCCCGAAAUGCCAUUUUUCCGUGGUAGGUGUUUCGAAAGAGGGUACGAAAUGUGUUGACGACUGAUAUUGUUGACGGUUUCAAGGGCGUUUGAAAAACAGCAUGGUGUUGUGAAGAUGUAAAUAUGGACAUUUAGCAUACCAUGAUCGAGACUAGAGUUAAAAGUGCGAGUAAAAUGUCGGGAAAACGGAACAAAUCGGGUCAAAAAUCGCCUGGGCAUGUUGUCGCCAGCGCUGAAAACUUGGCCGAGAAGGAACGAGCGGACCGUAUUGCGGCCGCCGAAGCUAUGUCGUGUUUAUCUUCAGUUAUUCUUCUAUCUUCCGAUUUGGAGAAAGAUUUCAAUGCCGCUUCGCCACCUAAGGAAGCUUCGAAGGGCCAGAAGCGGACUCGAAAUUCUCAGAAAUCCCCUCAAGGGAAUAAAACUGGGACGGAAUCGAAACGGGGAAAGUCCCGCAGCGGGAGAGGCCGAGGGGCACGCUCCGCCAAUCAUCAACGAGGAGAUAGUUCAGUUAGACCUUCGGGAAGUCCCCAGGGUGUCAACAACAUGGUUGAAGGUGUAAAAAAUGCUGCUCACGAAGUGUCUCGUGUUGGGGGAAGGACAGACCUUGGAGUAGGGGUCAAGAGAAGCCUUGAGGGUAAGGCAAUGGAAAGGGUGAUGCCCCUCAGACAGGAAACACAUUCUCGUGUGGCUUCAGUGCCCCCCAGGUCACGUCAAGGGGGUGUGGUAGCCCCAUCCACUAACCCUAACCCAGUAAUACCAAGUGCGUUGCAGAUCGCUAUUCUAUCAAAGUUAAAUGCAACGGCCAGAGAUCAUAGACAGACUUCAGGUGAACAUUUGGUGUUAAAACUUCCACUUGUGAUAAACAAUGACAAUGCAGAGGUGAAGUCGCUGACCAGUCAAACUGCUAUGGUCAGUCCAGCCUCUGUGACCAGUACAGACAGUGUAGAGUUUACCCAGUCUACUGUGGAAAAACUUCUUCAACCUCCUUACAACAGUAAUAAAUUUGACUCCUUGGAUUCUGCGCUUCCUCUAAAGAAACGAAAGUUACUGAGUUAUUUAAACAUUGACACAACUGUUAACGAGGAAAGUGUUCCUAUGGAAACGAGUCAAGAAACCAAACUGGAACAAGCUGGUGAUGUUAUAGACCUUACUAAGGUUAAAGUUGAACCAGAAUCUACUCUACGGCAGCAAGUCCAAGCUGCACCUCCUUCUGUCCCCACUGUCCCAGAAGUCCCUAUCAAUGUGACCCCAGUGACCUCAGCGACCUUGAACCCUGUUAGUGUUGACCCCCGUACAAGUCUUAUGCUUCUAACAGAGAUGCAGGUGGCUCUUCAACAGGAUGAAGACGGUGACUUACCUCUACAUAUUGCUGUGGCUCAGGAGAACAUUGUCAUGGUCCAGAAGUUUGUCCAUCUGAUGUCCAUCUCUGGGAAGAGUGUGGACAAGUAUAACAAAGCUCAACAGACCCCACUCCACUUGGCAGUUGAGUUGGACUUUGUUGAUGCAGUGAAGACUCUGCUGUUCGCCAAAGCAAACCCUAACCUAGUCAACAAGCGUGGGGAGAAUGCAGUCCACCUGGCUGUUAAGGUCCAGUCCUCAGCCUGUCUAAAAUACAUGAUACAACACUCUCAGAACAAGACCGACCUGAACACCAGGAACUUUGAAGGGUUAGCUCCCCUUCACACAGCAGUUGAAAGGAAUGACAUCAUGAUUGUUGAUAUGUUACUUCGAGCCGGAGCUGAUAUCAACAUUCUGGAUGGUAAAAGUGGGAAAACACCCCUGUUUUACUCAGUAGAACAUAACUACCUGCCAAUGGUCGAGUUUCUUCAGGUAAAUGGCGCCAACGUGGAUCUAGCAAAUUAUGCUGGCAUCACGGUUGUCAUGGCAGCCCAGGCGCGUGGUUUCCAGGAGGCUGCUACUUUACUACUGAAGGGAAUGGAUUCCCAGGCUUACCAUGAGCUCAAGGACAUGACUCCAACCAAAAAGAUUCCUAUUCCUAGAAUUCCAAGCAAAUCUCAUCUGAUAAUUGGCAGUGAUAACUUGAACACGUCCGGCCCCAAAACAUUUAGAUUGACUGAUCAGAACACUGACUCCAAUUCAAGCGAGUCUUUGUCAUCCGUGAGGCCAUACCAUGGGGCAAUUGCCCGAUGUUUAGGAAGUGAACCUUUGGCUGUUCCUGACUUCAAUAACAUUAAGAAGGAGAUGAACAGCGAUAGUAGAUUCUCUGGAUAUCAACUGAUCAAUGUCGUUCCUACAAACAUGCUUAAUGGCCUUGACCAAUCUGACCACAUGAUACCACAAUCUCAAAGUCGACCUGAAAAUAACUCGUCCGAACUUCCCCGAAAGGUUUCCCCUGCCACGGUGCCCCACAGUGUUUCAAGACAAGGUUUUGAAUCUAAUGGAUCUACCCCUUCCCCUCACCGUGAUAUAAAGCACAUCCCAGAUGACAUUCAUCACGCCCAACCCCCUAAAAGCUAUGGACAUACCCAUCAAAACCAAACAGAAUCCCGUUUGAUUCGAGCCAUUCACCCUCAGAGCGAAGUUCAGACCCCUGCAAGCCAAGCCCAAUCCCUUACAAGCCAAGUCCAAUCAUCUCAACAUAGCCAUACACCUUCCCUUCAGAGCUCAGUCCUAACCCUACCUCUGCAUCACAACUUUAUUCAUAAUAAGACUGCUAUGGUAGAUCCCCAACCAGGGGAUAGUAAUCAACCUCGUCGUGAACAUUUUCCCCGUAAUGAAAGGCACUCGCAUUAUCACAAAGAAAGUUCCCCUCACCCCAGGGACAGUUCUCCUCGCCCAAAGGAGAGUUCAGUCCACCCAAUGAACAUUUCCUCUCACCCCAGAGAGAGUUCCCAAUACCCAGUGAAUAGUUCCCCAAAUCAGUUGAAUAAUUCUCAAAACCUUGUGAAUACUUCCCCUGACUUUAUUAACAGCACUUCGAAAGCCAUGAACAGUUCUCUCCAUCCUGGUGGUAACUAUCACCUAAAAGACAAUUCCGAUCAGUCUCGAGGUAGUUCCCCACACCAGAGGGACAGUUCUCCACACCGUGCUAACCAACAAAGGAGACUUGUUAAAGUGAGCGCAAGUGGAAAAAUGCAUGUGGAGAAAGCAGGGUCAGGAUCAAAAGGUCAAAGUUCGGGGUCAUCCAAGGGGUCAAUGCCAUCUUCUCAGAUGUAUCACUUGACCAACAUCUCUAAGUCAACUGCGUCCAUACUUGCAGCAAAACUCCAGGGAAUUUAUACAUCAAAAGCAGGCCAGGCCAGUCGUCCUCUCAAUCUGAGCACAAGCAUACCGGACAGUGUUAAUGCAAAAGUGAAGGAGGAAACAUAAUGGAAGGGACAAAUAUGUCUUG